ACCCCGCGCGGCAGUGGUGUCUUGGCCGCGGUGGUGAGCGGACGCACGCACCUCUGGCUCUGGGAUCCCUCCCUGGCCUCUCCCUACCUCCCUCACCUCCGAGCCUCUCACAACACUACGACAAUACCGACUGCUGUUGCUUCUUGUGGACUCAGGAUGGCAUUCACGGCCAAAUCAAUAGACAUUAGAUCAAGAAGUCUUCAGUGUGGGCGGCGCAGGGAAACUUGUGCUACUCCGAUAGUAUAAUUAAUUCUGUUGAAAUUGAGCCGUGACUGAAACUAUCCCGAGGAGAACUUUUUUGGGGAGGGGGUUACUCCUACCUCCUACCUACUUCUGGCUCCUCUAUCUUUUACUACUACAACGACACGACUUCAAGAAAAAAUAUUCCAAGUGGAGGAAUAUCCGGCGGUAUACAGUAUUUCUAAAAGGUAGUGUGAUAGUUCUGUUCGGUGAUCGUCCUCCUGGUAAGAAAUGGAGAGACGCUCACAGUGAUUGAAAAUUAAAACCUGGUAAAGAGUGAGAGAGCUAAGAAAGAAAGAAAAAAGAGAAAAGAAAAUAAGGAAAGAAUAAAAGUGGGAGGAAAAAUUUACUUCACAUGCUCGAUAAAGGACAUAGUGUGGCCUCCGGGAACUCGAGUGGUCCAGUAAAUGCAGAAGAAAAUACGACUUGACGGGCACAAGCCAAAGACACACAUUUCAGUGACUUAAAGAUACGUUUAAAGAAUUUCCCAAAGAAAGGUGGAGUUAAUCUCGAGGACGAUAACGCUGGGGAAAAUCCGCGGCGAGUGUACGAGAGCCGGGAUUGACAACAACAAAAACUAAACAAGCGAAAAGAAAAUAUUACCCAAAUCUUCAGCUUGUAAUUAAGAUAGAGAAGGAAAGAAAGGUUAUAAUCUGUGGACGAUAUCACAGUCGGGAAAACCAAGCGGAGGAAGAAGCUGUUGAGAAUAAAAGGAACUAAGUAAAGUAAGCGAAAUUUGGAAUUAAAGAAAUAAAAAAACGCUUACGCCUCUGUACUCUCGACUAAGAGUAAUAAAAGACACGUUUCUGUGAUAGAGAAGAAGAAAAAAAGAGUUUAAUCUGUGGACGAUUUUACUGUAGAAAAAUCCCAGCGAGCGGAAGGAAAGAGUGUAGCUUAUCGUUGGCCUCAAGAUGUGGGUCUCCGGCGAGAGUUCAUGGAGCGUCCGUUUCUUCCUCCUGCUGGUUCUUCUGCAUCUGAGCGGCACCCUCGCCUACUCCUACUGGGGUCAGCACAGAGGGUCAGGAGGCUUCAAGCACUCCAACCGGAGGAACCUUGGCAGACACCGGCGGAAGGAUGCGCUACUGGCGGCUGAGGUGCCCUACUUCGACCCUACCUCCCCUACCCACGUCAAGGCUCAGCUUGGCUCCAGUGCUUACCUUCCUUGUAAGAUUAAAAACCUCGGCAAUAAAUCGGUGUCAUGGGUGAGGAAUCGGGACGCCCACAUCCUGUCAGUGGACCGGUACACCUUCAUUACAGACGCCCGGUUCGCUGCCUGGCAUGAAGCUCUCACCAACACAUGGACGUUGCAGGUGAAGUUCGUGGAGGAGAAAGACGCUGGCCGCUACGAGUGCCAGGUGUCCACUGAACCUAAGAUGAGCCACUUCGUCCAGCUCACCGUUAUCACACCCCGAGUGACCAUCCCUGCGGGUUCAGAGCUCCAUGUCCGCAGCGGCAGCACAGUGACCAUCAAGUGUGUGGUCAGUCAUGCCCUACAUCCCCCCAGCUACGUCUUCUGGUACCACGAGGACGCGCGGGUGACAGAUAACUCAUGGGCGGGGGUGGAACAAGUGCCUCUGAGGCGGGUGUCCUCCGAGGCUUCCGUAGCUUCCCUCACCAUUAACUCCGUCAGUCACACCCAUGCCGGCAACUACACCUGCGCUCCCGCCGCCCUCACGCCCGUUUCUGUCAUCCUCCAUGUUCUCAACGGCGAGCGCCCGGCAGCCAUGCAGCACGGCACCAGCCCAGCUGUACGCCCACACGUCUACAAUGUCAUCACGCCCGUCGCCGCCCACUUCUCCUCCCUCCUACUGUCUAUCUUCUAUAAUGUCCUGCACCGGUGAUGGCAACACUUGGGGUUUCCUACUUUGUAAAGCCUGAUUCGCUUCGUCUUUUGUAUUAAAUGGUGCAACGAUGUUUUGUAUUAUACACUGUAUGGACAUACUAAUCUUCCUCUUCCUCUUUUGCUGUAUAAAUAAUGUGGCUCUGGUGACGGCUUUGAAACAGCCCCUCUCCCCAGAUGAUAUAUUUUGUGUGUAUGACGUGAUCUCCUUUUACGAUGUUUGUAUAAAACUUGUGUCUCGAAUACUUCCAAUACCGACUCAGACCGGCGACUUUCUACGGUACAGCCACCAUCAAGGUAGACAAUAUCCCAGACUCGUUAUAUUUUGUCCAGCAUGCGCGCUCUAUAUUGUACAGUGAUCAUAUUCUAGUGACCGUGUGUGUGCUUGACGAUGCGUGGUAAACAUGCCAGAAUACUCCGUUGGUUCUGUUAGAGAGCAUGCGAGCAUAUUUUGACUAUUCUAUCUCCAUCUCCAGCAUAUGCAGGAACCGCGGAAGCAUAUUAGCAUACACCAACUAUUCUGGCUCAAUCUCCAGUGCUGUACGGCGCCAUGGGAGCAUAUUAGCAUACCACAAUUUCUGUCUCUGUCUCCAUCAUGUCAAAAUCAGUGUAAUAAUGCCUGGAGAUCACACUAGCAUACCCCAGACUGUUCUAUCUCCUCCAUCAUGUGUGAUUCGCUGUGAUCAAGAAAUUAAGUGUUGAUAUUAACCAGUGAGAUAUACCGGUAUAUACAGUCUAUAUAGAUCAUACUCAUGUUGUUAUCGAAUGAACAUAAUGAAAAUACCACUGAAAACUGACUCAUUGUGUGUUGACCUAAACUAGAGUGUGGUGGACGAAAAAUGCUCACCAAGGAUAUGUAGCAGACAGCAGAGGGUCAGAUGACUGAACGAAUGUUUGAUUUAACCUGAAGAAACAGUAGAAAACUAGCAGUUCAUUAGAGAACCUGAACAGAUAAUGAGUAUUAAGUGGAAGGUAGUGUUCAGUUAAGAGAAUAUAAGACAUGCGGUGUUCCCCAGUACCUGAAGUGGGUUAUGUGAGAAAACGGGUUCAGUAGCAGAUAUCCACCGCUGAUACGUGUAAGAAACAAGACGUUCGGUUGGUGUACGGCAAAACACGUUAAACUCAGUUUCUUGCUUAAAACAGAGGCUUAAUUAUAUCCAGUGGUACAGUAGGAACAAAUGUUUACUCGAAACAUAUGUCUAGACGCAAAUGUUUAACUGAGGUAUGUAUGAGAGCAGAUAUUUGGGGGAUGCAAUUUCAUCAGGAUUAUGUGUUAGAAGCAGAUGUUGAGAUGAUAGGUUCUGAAGAAGCAGGUGUUCAGCUAGUAGGUUAAGAAGCAGGUGUUCAGCUAGUAGGUUUGGCAAAUACAGGAGCUCAGGUUAUAUAUCUGUCGAGAGACAUUCAUCUGACUGAAGACUGUGGCAGAAACAGAUGUUAAGCUAAGAAAUGUAGUGAAAACAGGUGUUCGUGCGUCAGACAGGUGCUUGCCUGGAGUACCUGACAGAGACAAAUGGUCAGUUUGAACAUGAGUAUAAAAUCAAGUUCACUCUGGUUAUGUGAUACAAACCAAUAACCACGUGGAAUAGGUGAGGCAACAGGUGCUAAAAUGGUUAAUUGGCAAAAAACAAGAGUCAGAAAGAUUGCAGAUAAGUACGAUUGUCACUUGUUAAAGAAUGGAAUACGGUGAGAAAGUGUACAGAAGCACAAUAUGUACAUAGAGCAAAAUAUAUAUAUAUAUACUGUAGACAUGUGAUGUUUACACUGAUGUCGAUAGAGCCACAAAGUGUUGGUCACAAAGACAGAGGUCGUCGGCUGUAGAUAAAGAGAAAAUGUCGACCUGGAGGGCAGUAAGUGACGGCCAGCUAUGGUAAAAAGAGUCAGCCUCAAAGUUGAAAAAUAUCGGCACCAAAAAAGGGAAAGUUUCAGCCCUAAAGAUAGAAUGUAUCACCUGCAGAGAACAGGCAGGAAGAGAAAGUGUCGACAGCUGACGUAAGGCACAAACAAAAACGUUGGCUGCAGAGGGUGAUGGAUAGAACAGCAUCGGCCAAAGAAGGAUGUGAUAAAAACGUCCUAAAAAACAAAAUCAAACAAAAAAUAAAAGGUCUCUAGUCGAUCUCCGUAGAGUAAAAAACUUCGCUUCUCAGUAUGUCGAUAAUAUUUGAGGACACUCUUAUGACCGCUCUGUCAACUGUUAUAUAUAUUAGGCUAAGAUGUAUGUUCUAACCGAGUACCUUUUUAACUGGAUUUCAGGAGUUUUCUGAAGUUCAUGGAAAACGCUACAUUACAUUGUGUACAUAGACAAGAUGUAACAAUAAAUGGAUACUUUUGUGUA
This is a messenger RNA of Homarus americanus (American lobster), 4412 nucleotides long. Its product is annotated as zwei Ig domain protein zig-8-like. Gene Ontology annotation, cellular component: neuron projection membrane. The transcript has 7 exons. Gene Ontology annotation, biological process: synapse organization. The record is from RefSeq and is a predicted model, not a curated record. Lineage: Eukaryota; Metazoa; Arthropoda; Malacostraca; Decapoda; Nephropidae. The coding region runs from base 1152 to 2081 and encodes 309 amino acids.